Molecule: messenger RNA, 2334 nt
Organism: Mandrillus leucophaeus (drill)
Lineage: Eukaryota; Metazoa; Chordata; Mammalia; Primates; Cercopithecidae
Gene: PABPC4
Product: poly(A) binding protein, cytoplasmic 4 (inducible form)
Exons: 16
Coding region: 27-2009 (660 amino acids)
Cellular component (GO): ribonucleoprotein complex; cytosol; nucleus
Molecular function (GO): poly(A) binding; mRNA 3'-UTR binding; poly(U) RNA binding
Source: RefSeq, a predicted model, not a curated record
GGCUCGGGGUGGUGGGGGGCGGGGAGAUGAACGCUGCGGCCAGCAGCUACCCCAUGGCCUCCCUGUACGUGGGCGACCUGCACUCGGACGUCACCGAGGCCAUGCUGUACGAAAAGUUCAGCCCCGCGGGGCCUGUGCUGUCCAUCCGGGUCUGCCGCGAUAUGAUCACCCGCCGCUCCCUGGGCUAUGCCUACGUCAACUUCCAGCAGCCGGCCGACGCUGAGCGGGCUUUGGACACCAUGAACUUUGAUGUGAUUAAGGGAAAGCCAAUCCGCAUCAUGUGGUCUCAGAGGGAUCCCUCUUUGAGAAAAUCUGGUGUGGGAAAUGUCUUCAUCAAGAACCUGGACAAAUCUAUAGAUAACAAGGCACUUUAUGAUACUUUUUCUGCUUUUGGAAACAUUCUAUCCUGCAAGGUGGUGUGUGAUGAGAACGGCUCUAAGGGUUAUGCAUUUGUCCACUUCGAGACCCAAGAGGCUGCCGACAAGGCCAUCGAGAAGAUGAAUGGCAUGCUCCUCAAUGACCGCAAAGUAUUUGUGGGCAGAUUCAAGUCUCGCAAAGAGCGGGAAGCUGAGCUGGGAGCCAAAGCCAAGGAAUUCACCAAUGUUUAUAUCAAAAACUUUGGGGAAGAGGUGGAUGAUGAGAGUCUGAAAGAGCUAUUCAGUCAGUUUGGUAAGACCCUAAGUGUCAAGGUGAUGAGAGAUCCCAGUGGGAAAUCCAAAGGCUUUGGCUUUGUGAGUUACGAAAAACACGAGGAUGCCAAUAAGGCUGUGGAAGAGAUGAAUGGAAAAGAAAUAAGUGGUAAAAUAAUAUUUGUAGGCCGUGCACAAAAGAAAGUAGAACGGCAGGCAGAGUUAAAACGGAAAUUUGAGCAGCUGAAACAGGAGAGAAUUAGUCGAUAUCAGGGAGUGAAUCUCUACAUUAAGAACUUGGAUGACACUAUUGAUGAUGAGAAAUUAAGGAAAGAAUUUUCUCCUUUUGGAUCAAUUACCAGUGCUAAGGUAAUGCUGGAGGAUGGAAGAAGCAAAGGGUUUGGCUUCGUCUGCUUCUCAUCUCCUGAAGAGGCAACCAAAGCAGUCACUGAGAUGAAUGGACGCAUCGUGGGCUCCAAGCCACUAUAUGUUGCCCUGGCCCAGAGGAAGGAAGAGAGAAAGGCUCACCUGACCAACCAGUAUAUGCAACGAGUGGCUGGAAUGAGAGCACUUCCUGCCAAUGCCAUCUUAAAUCAGUUCCAGCCUGCGGCGGGUGGCUACUUCGUGCCAGCAGUCCCACAGGCUCAGGGAAGGCCUCCAUAUUAUACACCUAACCAGUUAGCGCAGAUGAGGCCUAAUCCACGCUGGCAGCAAGGUGGGAGACCUCAAGGCUUCCAAGGAAUGCCAAGUGCUAUACGCCAGUCUGGGCCUCGUCCAACUCUUCGCCAUCUGGCUCCAACUGGUAAUGCUCCGGCCUCUCGUGGCCUCCCUACUACCACUCAGAGAGUCGGGUCUGAGUGCCCGGACCGCUUGGCUAUGGACUUUGGUGGGGCUGGUGCCGCCCAGCAAGGGCUGACUGACAGCUGCCAGUCUGGAGGCGUUCCCACAGCUGUGCAGAACUUAGCGCCACGCGCUGCUGUUGCCGCUGCUGCUCCCCGUGCUGUUGCCCCCUACAAAUACGCCUCCAGUGUCCGCAGCCCUCAUCCUGCCAUACAGCCUCUGCAGGCACCCCAGCCUGCGGUCCAUGUGCAGGGGCAGGAGCCACUGACUGCCUCCAUGCUGGCUGCAGCACCCCCCCAGGAACAGAAGCAGAUGCUGGGAGAACGCUUGUUCCCACUCAUCCAAACAAUGCAUUCAAACUUGGCUGGGAAGAUCACGGGAAUGCUGCUGGAGAUCGACAACUCUGAGCUGCUGCACAUGUUAGAGUCCCCCGAGUCUCUCCGCUCCAAGGUAGAUGAAGCUGUAGCAGUUCUACAGGCUCAUCAUGCCAAGAAAGAAGCUGCCCAGAAGGUGGGCGCUGUUGCUGCUGCUACCUCUUAGACAAGGAAAAACCGAUUCAAAAGCCAAAUAACCCCUUACGGAAUUCAGCUCAAGGUUUGAAGACUUCUAGCUUGUCCUAUGGACCUCAACACCAACGAUUACAAAUUGCAAAUUUAAUAGGUCAUUUUGUAUCAAAAGGUCAAUUAUGAAACACCUAGAAUUUUUCAAUUAUACGAAUAUGUUCUCUGGGUUCUGCUGUGGCCCAGACAGUGUUAACUUUUUUUUUUUUUUUCUAUUGUGGGUUUUGAUUUUUCCCCCAGAAACUGGUUUUAUUUGAUGUACCCAAGUCUUACGUUUCUCAAUAAAGAAAAAAAACUCCAUAAAA